AGACGAAAGUGAAAGAAGACGUGAAUGUGUAAUUUUGGGUUUUAUUAAUUGUCCCAAACAAUGGGCUUUAUGUAAAAAGGCCCAACAUCGCGUGAGAAUUGAGGCGGCAAGCAAAUUAGGGCAAUAGUGGGGGAGAUUCAAAUGGGUGAAGGAGAGAGCUCGAGGUCCGGCGGCGACGAAUCGGAGUCGGAGGAGGAAAGGAGAUACAUAAUCGAAGAAGGAAAGGGUGAUAAGAUGUCGGCGGAGUACGAGAAGAAGAGGUUGACAAGGAUCGCCGAGAACAGAGCGAGAUUAGAAGCACUCGGCAUCUCUAAAGCCGCCAAGGCCCUUCUGCCUCCAUCAUUAAGAAAACCUAAUUCCGGUGAAGAAGACGACGACGAUUAUAGACCCGGAGAUGAAAUAGACGAGAGUGAAUAUGAAGAAGACGAGGAGGAGUUUCUGGGGUAUUCAAGCUCUAAAAGAAUGAAGAAGACCACCUCCCCGCCGCAGAAGAGGAGGAGGAGGAAGAAGCAUUUGUGUAGAUCAGAUCCCCUUGGAGACGACGACGACUUAGACUUAAACAAGGCAAUAGCGCUUUCUCUAGCAGGAGGAGGCUCUCAUAGAAACGACCACGGCUCAGCAUCUUCUAAGAAGAAUAAAUCGGACUUGAUCAUGAGCAAGAUGCAGAUGACUGCGGAUGAAUUGAUCUUAUACUUCUUUCACUUUGAUAAAGCGGGAAAAGGUUUCAUUACUCUCAGAGAUUUGGCGACAAUGGCCAAUGUGCAUGAUUUCACUUGGUCAGACGAGGAAUUGCAAGACAUGAUUCGUUGCUUUGACUUUGAUAAAGAUGGAAAGGUCGGUGCGCAAGCCAUGUCCAGUUUAUUAUAUCCAUUAGCUAAGCUUGGAUGAGUUCAGGAAAGUUGUUACGCGAUGUCGCAUGUUGAAUGAAUCUUGAUCAUGGCUGAGUGCACCUCUAAAGUUUGGAUGAUUGAUGAUUUUCAGAAGAAAUUCAAGGCUGUAUGCAGUAGUAUUAAUCUAGGCAUUAGAAACUAUUUAAUGGAGAUUGAUGUGAGAAAAUGGAUUCGGUUUUUCAUAACUUAUAUUUUUGCGCGGUACGUAUGUAAUAUAUUCGCUGAAGCUUGAUUUAGUCAAAUAUAUAUGAUAAUACUCAAAAA
Messenger RNA from Brassica rapa (field mustard), 1154 nucleotides. Its product is annotated as calmodulin-like protein 12. Gene Ontology annotation, molecular function: calcium ion binding. NCBI's taxonomy places the organism in Eukaryota, Viridiplantae, Streptophyta, Magnoliopsida, Brassicales, Brassicaceae. The record is from RefSeq and is a predicted model, not a curated record.